UUAAUUCACCGGUAAAAAGAAAAGAACUUUUUGCAUGAAGCCCAAGGACCAUAACACAGGUUACACACACACACACAGAAUAAAAAGAAACAGCUGUACCCACAGGGAGUUCUUGGAAUAAAGAAUUAUCCAUCCUAAGAAACACACACACAAAACCUAGUCACUCCUACCGGUAAUACACACCCAUUCACCCACAUAAUACAGGUCACUUAAUCACAGGAAAGAACUUCCUGCUGCAUCACUUCCUUCUGGGUUUCUUUGAAACCAUGGAAGAUACAAAGGAAACGGGCCCUGCUAUAUGAUACAUAACGCUUGAGAACAUACCAUGGCACAUUCAUGCAAGGAGGGACUACAUAACUUGCACAGGACUACAUUACUGAGAAAGACCAGAGACCAUACAAUGAGUACAAAGAUGUCUACACAACAGCAGCAUGUCGACAAGUUAUCGUCUUACCUCAAGUCCCACAAACUGUCAGACGACACAGCGGACAAGAGUAGACCAUCAUCAUCACAGAGACAAAUGAUUUCAAGAGGUGCCAGUGGUGGCACUGGGAAGGCCCAAACAGCCAGGACUGGUAGCCCAGCCAGAAGGCCUGGUGACACCAGUGUAAACACAACAAAAACCUCUACUCUCAGGAUGCACUUAGCCAAGAAACUCUGCAUACAGAAUAUGCCAGAUGAAAUUUUACUGAGGGUCUUCAGUUUCCUGAAUGCAGGGGCUCUCCUCCUGGCUGCCACUGUGUGUAAAAAGUGGUACAGUCUUGCACAUGACAACUUCAUCUGGCGGUUACAGUAUAGAAUACAUGUUGAACUGGGCGGUCUGGACAAGCUGGAGAAGAAAGAGCCUCAUGUCCCCCCUGAUGGACAGCUUGCCCCAGGUUACUGGCAGAAACAGGCCAUCUCACGUCUUGUAGCAGCAAGGAACAACAGAAUUCCAAAGAUUGUAAAGAGCAGGAAUCCUAAUACCUGCAUGCCUGUCCACCUUCAACAGGGUAUAACGGCUAUUGGUACAAAGUGGUAUGUAUGUUUAGUGGAGGGUAACAACAGAAAGGAGCACAACUUUGCUGCCAAUGAUGCUAUCUACAGUAAAUUCUCCCACUCGCUGCGCUGGUAUGACCUGAGCUUCCCACCAAUCAGAAGCAUCCGAUACAUCAGGUUAUACGGCGUCACUCCUGUCUUCUACGGCAGAGAUGGUCUUGGUUCCAAAAAUUGCCCACGGACCCGCUCCCUGAUGCAGACUAUCGAGCUGAGUUGGAGCCAGCUGCAGGACAGGACACCAGAUGUACAGGACGAUCUCGUCAAUGUGUACUUCAUGGAGGAGGGCUUCAUUGUUGCAGUAUGGAAGGAUGGAGGUGAACUUGCCUUCAUCAACUGCAUCGUGCACAACCACCACCUGCUGCAGAGGAGUGUCCUGGGCAGCAGCACCACCUGCUACCCACACAUGGUCCACGGGCACCAGCGAGACGAACUCUCCAAGCACCCUGGGCUUUCAAGGUACGACUGUCUGGUUUCUCUCCGGAACCACCGGAAAGUUUUUCUGGAGGAGUAUGAAGUGUCUGCGUAUACAACUAGGGACAAAGUAGCAAAUGGCUUUGCCAGCUUCGAGGUCCUAAAAGAUUGGAAUGCUGCAGAUAAAGAGUUCUACCUUCGUUGGAAGACUGAACUGUUCAAGGGUGAAUUGAAGGAUGCCUUUAUUGUAGAUACGGUUAUGAUGGACGACAACAGGCAGGUGUUCUGGACACUAUGUGCACCAACCAAACUGGUGAAAAUGGAGCUGGCUGAAGUUAGGGCACUGGUAAAGAGUGGUCAGAUUUGGGGUGGAACGAACCUUCCUUUCCUAUUCAGAAGACCAAAAGAUCCCAGAUCAUUUGAUGCUGGGGAGAACUGUUGGAGUUUUGAAGCCGCCAACAGCCUUGGCAAGGUCACUGGCAAGGUCAUCUGGGAUGAGGAGAGGGAGAGGUACCAGGUGUUCCAGGUGUACUUCCACAUUGCCACCAAACUCAUCAACAUGGUCUUUGGAACAAACUAUGACUAAGGAACAACAAACCAGGCACUACAUACAUACAUACAUGGUGGGGGAGUGGGUCAACAUAGAGUGAGCACCAAAGUUAUAGCUGUUUGGCACAGUAUGAUAUAUUACUUGAUAUUGAAGACUUCAAGCUGGGUAAGGUAUGAUCACAACUACAUCUAAGGGCUUAUCAAUAACUGACAUUAUGUACUUAAUCAGAUAUAAUCAUUGCAAUAUGCCAGGAAAAAAAAUGAAAUUGAUGUGGUUCUGACAUGAAAUAUUAUAUCAUACAAAAAUGUAUGCUGCAGGGUAAAAUGUUAUCUUUCAGAUCUUUGUUUCCUGAAACAGCUUUUUCCAACUGUGCAAUACAUGUACUUCUAUCGCUUCUUACAUUCCAGUUGUAGUUUAGUUUUUGACAUAUCAAGGAAGCACAGUGUGCUGAUAUCAAAACAAAUUAUGGUGUUGGCAACUUUGCAAAUUAGUACUUUUCUUGCAAAUAUAUCUGAUACUGGCGCUGGCCUCUAAGGACACUCAAGAUUUUGAUCAAAGGAGGGGUUUGCCUUAAUUACAGAUUAUACAUUCCUCAAGAAUACAUUAAUUGCACUUUAUUAACCAAGAAAAGGAUCAAUUUUAAAGGACUAUAGAAACAUGAAACUUUUUUUUUCAUUGAGGAAUCUAUGAAUUUGGUUGGUGCUGUUUGCACUAUCACUGUUGCCGUGUAUCAAGGAGCUUUUGAAAGCUCCUUGCGUGUAUAUAGACAGGACAAGUUGGUAUGAGCAAAGACAUUCCAUAUAAUGUCCUUGGCAUACAUGUGUGUGUGUGUGAUGAUAUACACUAUAUAUGUAUAUAGAAAAGUAUUUAGCAAUAUAGAUAUAUAUUUCCUGUGCCUUAUCCAGCGUACCAUUAAAUGUACAUGGCAUGGCUUUGAUAGGGUUAGAGGGAUUGUGUGCGUGUUCAUUUUUUUUCAUUUUUUGCGUGCGUGUUCAUUUUUUCAUAUUAUAUUUUUGGUCACAAUGAGCUGAAGAACAGUUUCCUCAUAACUGAAACUCUAUCUAUGAUAUAUGUGAAGAUGGACAAAUAGUGACAGAAAAAGUACUGUACAUACAGAGUCUUACAUACAGACAUUGUAGUUCUAACAGUCACUCCUGUGUGACUCUACUUCUGUGAAAGGAUUUUUGUCACACUUUUCUAACACAAUAACCAUUGCCUUGAUUGUGCUAGAAUGUUUUCAGUGGUAUUGUUAGGUAGCAAUUCAUCCAGAGAUGUAAUGGGGGGGGGGUGAAAAUGGUGAAAGGUGGAAACUUUUAGUCACAGCCGUAUUGAUAAGUUUCACAAAAGUGGUGACAAAAUUGAAGUUGCAGAGCAAGAGAACAAAGAUGGAUACAGCCCAGGUUUAUACAUACAUCCGGGAUACACAAACACACCUACGUGUACAUGUAUAUGGCAUUCACUUAGAACAUCUUUGCAGUCACAGCAAAUCUACCUUUUAGACUUCAGAAAAAUAUUACUAGUAUGGAGCUUAUUAUGUUGGGGAGUUGUUACAGCUUAUAGGACGGUGGAAAACUGGGCAAGGAACUUAACAAAGUCGUUCACAUGUUGUGACCUAAUCCUUCUAAACAGGGCUAACAUAAACUGUUACAAUAAUAUCACAAUGUGCCUCCUGUAGGUAUCUUCAAAUAUCCAGGUGUAAGGUAUUUAAAGGUGCAUGUUUAUGUUUUAAGAAUAGUCUUAUGAUCUGAAGUGCAUGAGGUUCAAUAAACACUCUAACAGCA
Branchiostoma belcheri (Belcher's lancelet) is the source of this 3780-nucleotide messenger RNA. RefSeq names its product F-box only protein 15-like. The coding region runs from base 326 to 2035 and encodes 569 amino acids. The record is from RefSeq and is a predicted model, not a curated record. Gene Ontology annotation, molecular function: protein binding. Lineage: Eukaryota; Metazoa; Chordata; Leptocardii; Amphioxiformes; Branchiostomatidae. The transcript is spliced from 16 exons.